AUGGAUGUUGAUGACCCCCCACCUACGGCACCGGCCGAUUCCAGUACUACUAACCAGGCCGGUGUCGGUGACACUACGCCCAAUGCCCCCCAGCUACCGAUAAACUCUCCUGUGACGGCAGUACCAACUGCACCCUCCCAACCGAUCUCCAACAAUGCACCAGGUUUUAAAUACAAGUAUCCUGAAGCUGCUCCAACCCCACCUGGCGAAGAUGAUAUAGAGUGGAAUAGAACAUACACUGCUGCGGACUCUCGUUUUUACAACAAGAACGGCAAGAGUGCUCAACAAUCUAGAAAGUUUCGGCAGUCAGGAGAAACAUAUCAGCUUGCUCUCCAGAUGAUGGAAGCGAAGAAGAUGAAGUCUGAUACUACAACUACUGGCGGCUUGGGCAGCUCUGGUGCAACUACCAAAGCCGCCGUGAAGACGAAGCCCGUCAAGAAAGCCCAGCCCACAACUGCAAGAAUGGAACCCUCCACCGUCGCCGUCGAUGCGACGUUAGUUGGUGGCAUGACACCACUAAGCAUUUCCGAACAGAUCAAAAGUGAAGGACGUGCAAGAAAGGCCCCUUCUGCAGCUCCAUCUUCUAAACAAGGUACACCUGCUCCGUCAUCAGCUUCGAAAUUGAGCAGCCCCGCACCUUCGGUCAAGCCCGAAAAGCCUGCUACAAAGAAGAAGGGUACCGCUGCUCCAGUCAGGAGGCCUAAAAAGCCUAAGACCAUCGACAAGAUGAAGUUCCAACCCGGCCAGUCAAACCAACCCUCGUCCACGAACACUGCUGGAUCAUCCGAUUCCGAGAGCAACGAUGGCGGCGAGUACUGCGUCUGCCGCGGCCCCGAUGACCAUCGCAUGAUGGUAAAUUGCGAAGGAGGCUGCGACGAGUGGUACCACUGCUCUUGCAUCAACAUGGACGUUGAAGAUGCCAAAGAGCUUCUUGACCGCUACAUCUGCCCCACUUGCACGACUGAGGAGUUGUUCACAUCGUGGAAGCGAAUGUGCCGUUAUAAUACCGUUGGAGCUUAUGCUGGCUUUACACCAUGCCGCAAGGCUGCUCGUGUUACGGACCAGCCACCCAGCAAGUACUGUAGUGAUGAACACCGUCGCGCAUUCUUUGAAUUUGUUGGAGACCAAUUAGCUCGCGACGAUAAUGCCCCAUCCAUGGGAGGAACUUUGAACGUUAAUGAGAUCCGUGACAUUCUGGUGGAAGCGCCUACCAAUGCCGCGAUUCAGGCAUUAGGCAAGAAGCCCAGACUUCCAAUUCCCGAAGGCUUCGAUCCUAACCGCCCCAUCGGACUCGACUAUGUCACUCCCGAGGAGAUUGAAGACCUGAAGGCAAUUGAUAUCAAGAAGAAGGUCAUCGAGCUACGCAUUGAAAAUUUCAAGAACCAGCAAAAGCUCCUUGUGAUGAUCCAUGAACGUGCCCAAGCAGCCGCCAAGCACCCUGCAUGUGAAGAGAAGACGCCUUGUGGCUAUGAUAAUCGCCUUGCCAUCAAUGAAUAUGAGUUUGGUCGCUGGAUGAAUACCGCAGAGGGCAAGUCAGCCUUCGAGACUGGAAAGCUUGGCCCCCGUACCUCUGAGACCAAGUCCAUCAGCGCCGCCAUUUGUUAUCCAGGCCAAGCUGUUCCAACUUCUGGGGAAGUUCCGGAUGAACUCAACAAUAUCUGUCUCAAGGCGAUGAAGUCCUGCAUCAAGCAUCGUGGCUGGCGUAAUAUCCAUGGCCAAGACUAUGCGGCAAUGCAGGCCGAACUCACGAAGGAUCUUGAAAAGUUGACGAACCAGGCAAAUGAUAUUAUUGAGGAUGCAGAGACUCGAGAGGCCACCAAAGAGUACCAUGCCCACAACACUGUUGAGCAGCUCUUCUAG
This is a messenger RNA of Venustampulla echinocandica, 1860 nucleotides long. RefSeq lists its product as uncharacterized. Gene Ontology annotation, biological process: positive regulation of DNA-templated transcription. Bases 1 to 1860 code for a protein of 619 amino acids. The record is from RefSeq and is a predicted model, not a curated record. Gene Ontology annotation, cellular component: Set1C/COMPASS complex. The transcript has 4 exons. NCBI's taxonomy places the organism in Eukaryota, Fungi, Ascomycota, Leotiomycetes, Helotiales, Pleuroascaceae.